Molecule: messenger RNA, 1962 nt
Organism: Capsaspora owczarzaki ATCC 30864
Lineage: Eukaryota; Filasterea; Ministeriida; Capsasporidae
Exons: 2
Coding region: 10-1836 (608 amino acids)
Biological process (GO): proteolysis
Cellular component (GO): cytoplasm
Molecular function (GO): manganese ion binding; metalloaminopeptidase activity
Source: RefSeq, a predicted model, not a curated record
CGCUGCAUAAUGCAUUGCCUUUGCUUCUUCUUCUACUGUUUGAAAUCCAAUAGAAAAAAGGCUCACUCUCGAGUCUCUUCAACAAUGUCGCUUCUUCUGCCGACCUUUUCUGCCGAGCGCGGCCUCGCUGCCGUCGCCAAGCACACGCUCGUCACCCUCGUCAAGGCCUUCCCCACUGCUGGAGCGACUGCUGCUGGAGCGACUGCUGCCACUGGAGCGACUGGAGCGACUGCGGACUACGACGCUUUGAUUGUGAUCUCACCAAAUUACCCUUCUGCUGCUGCUGCUGCUGCUGCUGGUACGACGCCAGCGACCUCAGCGCCCUUCCCUGCGCCGGUCGAGUUCGUCAAGGCCGACUUGGAUGCUGCGCGUGUCAUCGACGCGGCGGUCGGAUCGACAGAGGUCACGGUGGUCGCGUCCGAAAAGGCGUUUGGCAAGCGACUCUUGUUCGCGUCGACUGGCCCGCUGUCCCGCGACUACGACGACGUCAGGCGCUACGCAGACGCUGCAGACAGGGCAAUCAAGCGCGCAGUCAAGGCAGGCGCGCGCCGCCCGGCCAUCACGGUCGUUCCCUACCAGUCGACCAAGAGCGUGACCGAUGACGCGACCCACGACCGCUACACGCAGCACGUCGAGGUCGCAUUGCUCGGUGCGCUUGCUGCUUCGUACGUGCCGCUUGAGGCGCGGGAGAGCGAGAACGAGGCAAACAACUUUGGCCUGAAGGUGCUCGAGCUCGGCUGGCUCCCGCUCGAGGCCAACCGCGUCGCCGACCCCCAGCGCCUGGUCAGCUACGUCAACGCCGUCGAGGCUGGUCGCAUUCUUGCGCGUGACAUUGGCGGCAGCGACCCGGAGCGCGCCGCUCCCCCGCUUGCCACCGAGCACAUUUGCGGGUCGCUGAAGAGCGCCGCGAACGUCAAGUGCACUGUAAUUGCCGACCAGAGCGUCCUCGCCAAAGAGUACCCGCUGCUGACCGCCGUGGGUCGUGCCUCCCAGUGCGUCGAGCGCCAUCGCCCCCGCGUGAUUGAGCUCGAGUACGUGCCUGCCGGUGAGAUCAAGGAAACGCUCCUGCUCGUCGGCAAGGGCAUCACGUACGACACUGGCGGUGCCGACCUCAAAGUUGGUGGCGCCAUGGCUGGCAUGCACCGCGACAAGUGUGGCGCGGCCGCCAUCGCUGGCCUGUUCCGCACCAUUUCGCUCCUCCAGCCCAAGGGCGUCGCCGUGAUUGCCAAGCUCGCCAUGGUUCGCAACUCGAUCGGCGCCGAUGCCUACGUCUCCGACGAAAUCAUCCGUGCCCGCUCUGGAGCUCGCGUCCGCAUCGGCAACACGGAUGCUGAAGGUCGCAUGGUCAUGGCCGAUUUGCUCUGCCACAUGAAGGAGAUUGCGCCAUCGCACACCAACCCUUUCCUCUUCACCAUCGCCACCCUGACCGGCCACGCCUACCGUGCGUACGGACCCUACGCUGCCGUCAUGGACAACGGACCCGCCAAUCGUGCCAACGUCCACGGCCGACUGUUCGAUGCCGGUAACGUCUGGGGUGAUCCCUUCGAGGUUUCUACCCUGCGUCGCGAAGACUUUGACUUUGUUGCGCCCAAAAACGCUGCCGAAGACGUCGUUCAAGCCAACACCCAGCCCAGCGUCAACACGCCUCGCGGCCACCAAUACCCUGGUGCCUUCCUUGUGGUUGCCUCCGGCCUCGACAAGCACGGCUUGGACUCGACGCAACCGAUUGCCUAUUCGCAUCUCGAUAUUGCAGGCGCCGCCGCCAUGCCACCGCUGCUUCCGACGGCAUCUCCGCUGGUGACUUUGGCUGCUGCCUUCAUCGCUCCUCGAUUGUAGACGAACGCUGUCUGUUGCUGUGUUUGAUCGCUGACGGCGCCCAAGCAAGCACCCGGGUGUUGUUUUUGUGGUUUGUUCAUCCAUAUUACGACCUACCAAUUCACGAGAAACUUGCAAAGUCCCACA